CCCAAGAGCGAACUCCGGUCGCAAACGCAGGUCGCCGGUGCUCGGAGGCGGACCUGGCGGAGCCUUGAAGAUCGGCGAGCCAAGGGCGGAGGGAGCCUCCGAAGGGCCGCUUUUUGUUAGACCCGACGAGAUCGGAUUCUGUCGUCCUCCCAGCAGGAUUUGUCUGAAACGAUGUGAAGAAGGAAGAAGACUUCCAGCCGGCCACCAUGGAGCUUCCAAACUACAGCCAGCAACUGCUUCGACAGCUGUACGCUUUCUGCAAGGAACAGCAAUUCUGCGACUGUAGCAUCUUGGUCGGGGAAUCCCAUUUCCGAGCACACAAGCUUGUGCUAGCAGCAGCCAGUCUGUUGUUGAAGUCCCUGCUGGAGAGUACGGAUACUAUCUCUAUUGAUGCAUCCGUGGUGGCCCCGGAUGACUUUGCCCUGCUGCUAGAGAUGAUCUAUACGGGCAGACUGCCCCUUGGGAAGCACAAUUUCACCAAGCUAAUCUCUGUGGCGGACAAUCUGCAGAUGUUUGACGUGGCCGUCAGCUGCAAAGCCCUCCUCAGGGACCUCCUAAGCCGCUCAAAUCAAGACCACACGCGGAGGGACUUCUCCGUUCAGACAGUCGGCGUAUCCAGUGAAAGCACUGCUAUGUCUAACUCUUCCCAGGCCAUGGUGCUCGAUGCCAAAGUUGCAGUGGACUCACAGCCUUCUGUUAGAUCUCCUCGUUCUGCAGACUCUGUUAACACUGUCAAAAUAGAAGGACAGAACGCACAUUCAACCUCGACUCAUGAAGGAGCUGUGGAUCAGGAGACACUUCCCAAUUCUCGUACCUGGCAUUCUGAAAUUUGCCCCGGACAGUGUCCCGAUGGACAGGGCAUCUGCGAGGGAAGGGAGAGCACAGAGCCCCCAGAAGAGAGGGGCGUGGUGGAAGGUGCAGGAAGCUCAGGAGAGAAGAAGGUUGCAGCUGCUCUGCUUCAGAAAAGAAGGGAAGAGCUUGUUCAGAACGUGACUGAGUUGGGGCCCAUCCGAGAUCUCUUGGGAAAAGCAGAGGAGGAUUUCCUUCCUGAGACUGAAAAGCAGAUGAUACUGGGCUGUUGUCAGAACAGCUCAGCAAAGGAGGCUGUGGAAAAUCUGAUAAAAGCAGCAGUGGAGGAGAAAACCCUGAAAGCAGAGAGUCUGCUCAAACUUCUAUUUGCCCUGAAAGCAUCACUCCCCGGCCUACAUCAUGUACUGAACAACUGGGAGCCAGCAGCAGUCGAAUCUGAUGGCACAGCCAGAUGGAAUCUUGAAGCCUAUGGGAAGAACCUCUUGAGACACCACCAGGCCACUCUUGCCGGAUUUGUUGUCGACCCCCAGCUGUUGCAGAAAGAGCUCUCUGCAGUGCGGCAUCUGGCGGCUGGAGACCGAGAGGUGAUGGAGAAGAUUGCAACAGGUGUAGCCGGGUCCAAAGUGCUUGCGGUGUUGGCCUCUGCAGCCCUGGAAGAAGAGACUCUUUCAGCAGUGGCUAUUUGGCAGCUGCUGCUGGCGCUGCAAGGUCAGGAGUCACCUCUGAAACAGUUCCUGGAGGAGAUGCAGAAGGAUGCCGAUGCUGACCUCUUCUUCCAAACCAUUGGCUCUAGCGUUGGCAUUGUCACAGAAAUAAUACUGAGACAUCGCGAACUGAUCUCCGAGGCCCUCCGGCGGCGAGCAGAGCUUGUGGGGUUACCACCGGCAGAAGCGGACCUGGCCAAGGCAAUGAACGAGCUGCUGAACAUUGACCUGCUGGAGGGGACCCCCACAGCAUCCUGGAAGGCAGCUCUGAGCAGCACCCUUGGCACAUCCGUGCCUGCCAACCAGAUCUGCCAGCUCCUCUGCGGCGCUCAGGGGUUCUUCCCAGGCCUGCAGCCAGUCGUGCGGGAACUGCGCCAGGCAGGGCUGUUGACGGAAGGAGGUGAGGCCGAUGCCCAGCGAUGGCUGGCGGAAAAGGAGUCCCCGCUUGAAGACACGGGCCAAGAAGUAAACGAGCAGAAGGCCGAGCUUGGGGUGCCGCCCGAGGGUGCUGCCCCAAAGAGGAGCUUCACCUGCAAGGCCUGCGGGAAGAGCUUCCGCUUCUACUGCCGCCUCCAGGUACAUGAGAAACGCUGCUGCGUCGCCAGCCAGAAGCAAGACCCCUGCAAAGACUGCAAUGAGACGAGGGCUUCCAGGAAGGAGCUUGAGAAAUGCCCCCCGGAGACUCCAGGCUCUGCCUCCAGGAAGAAAAAGAAAAAGCGCCUCCCCGUGGCUUGCGACAUCUGCGGUCGAGAAUUUGCUCACGCCUCAGGGAUGCAGUACCACAAACUGACGGAGCACUUUGACGAGAAGCCCUUCUCCUGCGACGAGUGCGGAGCCAAAUUUGCCGCUAACUCCACACUGAAGAACCACCAGCGCCUGCACUCUGGGGAUCGGCCCUUUGUCUGCAAACACUGCCGGACCGCUUUCUCACAGGCCUCCGCCCUUGCCUACCAUACUAAGAAGAAGCAUGCAGAGGGGAAGAUGUACGCCUGCCAGUACUGUGCCGCAGUCUUCGCGCAGUCGAUUGAGCUGUCCCGCCACGUGCGCACCCACACCGGCGACAAGCCCUAUGUCUGCAGGGAGUGCGGGAAGGGCUUUCGCCAAGCAAAUGGCCUCUCCAUUCAUCUUCGCACCUUCCACCACAUUGACGAUCCCUACGACUGCAAGAAGUGCCAGAUGAGCUUCCCCACGCUGCAGGAACACCGCAAGCAUAUCCACAUGACCCACGCCAGGGAGUACCACCCGUGUCCAACGUGCGGGAAGGUCUUCAGCGCACCGUCCCUGCUGGAGCGUCACAUGGUCACCCAUGUCGGGGGGAAGCCCUUCAGUUGCGAGAUCUGCGACAAAGCUUAUCAGCAGUUGUCGGGGCUGUGGUACCACAAUCGGACCCAUCACCCAGAUAUCUUCGCAGCCCAGAACCACCGUUCUUCCAAGUUCUCCUCGUUACAGUGCAGCUCUUGUGAUAAAACUUUUCUCAGCACCGCAGCCUACAGAAAACACACCAAGGAAGAACAUGCAGAUGUGGUGUUCCACGAGUGUGAGCAGUGUGGGGGUCUCUUCCCCACCCUGGCCUUGCUGCAGGCUCACCUGAAGCGUCAGCACUUGGGGUCCCAGGCAUUCCUCUGCCCACACUGCUCGGCGUCCUUCCACCUCCAGGAGACACUCCAGCACCAUGUGGCCACAGAACACACCACGCAGGCAGAACCGUCGCUCGGGUGCAGGCUGUGUGGGGAGCUCUUUUCCGGGCAGGAGCAGCUGGAGGAGCACUGUGGGGCCGAGCACCCCAAAGUGGUGUUUGCAGGCUCACAAGUCCCCGCGGCCCAUAUAGUGCAAGUGAUUCAGGCGCCAGAGCAGGUGAUCGCUCUCACUGAGUCAGAGCUCACCGGCUCCCACGUGUUCCUGACGCUGCCGGAUGCCCAAGGAUACCAAGGCAGAACUGAGCUGGUGACGGUGACCAUGGAAGACCUGCUGGACGAGAAAGUCACUCUGAUCUGCAAAGAAGCGGAGUGA
This is a messenger RNA of Gekko japonicus, 3524 nucleotides long. It is a transcript of the gene ZBTB40, whose product is annotated as zinc finger and BTB domain containing 40. Gene Ontology annotation, molecular function: DNA-binding transcription factor activity, RNA polymerase II-specific; RNA polymerase II cis-regulatory region sequence-specific DNA binding; protein binding. Bases 207 to 3524 code for a protein of 1105 amino acids. Gene Ontology annotation, cellular component: nucleus. NCBI's taxonomy places the organism in Eukaryota, Metazoa, Chordata, Lepidosauria, Squamata, Gekkonidae. The record is from RefSeq and is a predicted model, not a curated record. The transcript has 16 exons. Gene Ontology annotation, biological process: regulation of transcription by RNA polymerase II.